Molecule: messenger RNA, 2340 nt
Organism: Camponotus floridanus (Florida carpenter ant)
Lineage: Eukaryota; Metazoa; Arthropoda; Insecta; Hymenoptera; Formicidae
Product: T-cell activation inhibitor, mitochondrial
Exons: 8
Coding region: 236-1714 (492 amino acids)
Cellular component (GO): mitochondrion
Source: RefSeq, a predicted model, not a curated record
GUAUCGCAGUUGAGCGCAAGUACGCCUCGAUACGUGUCGUCUGCGUCGUGUAUUUUUGACAGCACGUCUCGACGGUCAAUUGAUGGUCAUCGACGUGUCGUGACGUAUCUGACAUUUUUUUCCUCCGGGAAUAGAAGACGCGGAAGGAAGAAUAGAAGGAGGAGGAAGGUCAGAGAGGGACUCAGAUAUUAACCGUAAACAAGAUUCGCGACAUGAGAGAGAUGCGAUAGCGAAAAUGUAUUGUACGACGCUCGGGAGAUGCUUUUGCAGGAGGGACGCGGUGAGGGCCCUGAGCACCGGCGAAAUUUCCACGGCGUUGAGGCCGUUUUACUUCACCGUUCAUCCCGACCUCUUCGGCCAGUAUCCCACGCAAAGGACAGUGAAUGAAAACUCCCUGAAACAAUUGAGUUCAAUCUUAGAAACUCUACAACAGAAGCAACCUAUACGACCAACUGUCUUACCUUUUUACUUGCGCUCUAAAAAUGAGAAAGAAGUGAAAGCUGGUAAAUUUACACUUGUGAAAAUACAAUUGAAAGAAAAAGAUUUAAGACAAGCAAUACUAUCUAUUUUAAAAACAUGCGAUCUACCUACGACAUUUGUCGAUAAAAUCGAGGAACAGAAGCCUCCUGUCACAAAGUACAAAUCUAAAUUUUGGCAACAAAGACGUUAUGGAGAAAGGAUCGAUUUUUCAGAAUUGGAAGAUGAUCCCAUUUAUGCAUCGAUAAUCAUGAAACAAAAGAUUAAUGCAGAACCAGAUACAUUAAAGGCUUAUUUGGAUAAACACAUCAAUGAGGUGCAUGUAAAGUUGGAGGCAUGCAGAUCAACGAGAGAGGAAGUGGAGAAAUUGGAAAAAAUAUUGUGCAAAAUUUUAGGUUUAAAGGAUAUUAUCUGGGACUGCGGGUGGAAUAUCGCUCAUUAUCGUGGUUGUUUAUUAGCUUUCCAGGCUUUAGCAGAGCAUCAUCCAGAAUCCAUGGAAGUAUUAAGAAAUCGGACUCUCGUAUUCGCAAAUGACACUGGUAUCAGUUUAGAAGGCAAUGUUAUGCUAAAUUCUGGAGAAGUCAGGCACAAUUGGCUCGACUUAAUAAAAAACGUAGAAAAACAUGAUGCUGUAUUAAUGAAAUUGCCGGCAUUUGAGAAGGCAGUGUCCCAAGUACUCCUCGAUAUUAAAGUCGGUCGACGAGUGCUCUAUAUGUGCAGGAAAUUCAUGCCUAAAGUAAUGGUCGGCCAGUAUGAACGACAACUACGACAAUUCACAACUACACUCUCAGAUUAUCGUGGCAAGAGAAAGUAUCCGAAUUCUUGGCCGGCCAGUCUAUCAGCCUAUGAAAUUGUCAUCGAAGCUGAAGCAGGUCCAUUGAUGUUAUCGCCGACUGGACAAUUCAUCGUACCAUCGUCGUGUCCAAGCUUCCUUUUAGUGAAUUUCAUUACUGAAAAUUUAGAAGAGGCUACAAAAAGAUUACAUCAUUAUAAUAACAUAAAACAUGUAGAACGAGAACUUCAUCAAAAGACUAUCAAAGAAUUAGGUUUAACCACACUCAACAAAGAUGAUAGCAUCACACCAGAUCUGAUGAUACAAUGUUGUGAGCGACUGCUUUUACAUAAAAAAAAUCUAGCACCAUCUCUUGAAGGUGUUAUGCUUUGGGUUACUCAUUAUUAUUCUGUUAUGAGUGACGGUGUUCUUUGCGUGCCAUGGGAUUGGAAGUUUAAAAAAUAAAAUUCAUUAACACGAUUAUUAUUAAGCUAUAAUAAAAUAUUAACGUAUUGUAUCGUGAAUUGUGACAAUGUGGAUAUUUUAUAAGUUUCGAGAGAUUUACAGAACACAUAAAUGAUACAAUUACAAGAUUCUAGCGAUUUAGAGCAAAUAAUUAUUUGUAUACAUAGAUGAACUACUACAGUUUAUAUUAUAAUAGUUAAUGCCAUUAGAGUCAAUAUUAUUAUGUAAUAGUUAUUGACAUGUUUAUUAAACAACAAUUUAAAUGUAAACUCUUGCUGAAACUAUUAUACUAUUCUUAUUAAUGUCAUGUAUUUAAUUUCAUAAGAAUCAGUGGAUCCUAUGAGAACAUCUGUUAAAUAUGCAACUAAAAAGAAAAUGAAAAUGAUGAAAUUGUAUAUUUUUAACGUUAAAAGUGAAGCUAGUCUUGAUAUCCUUUGCAAAAGGCUUAGUUUGUAUAAUUCAGAUAUUCGAUGCUGCAUAUGUUGUACAAGAGAAUAAGGUACACUUAUUCUUUCUCUAUAUAUUUUUUUAACAGAUUUAAUUCUAUUGAUUUGUGGUUUAAAAAGUAUGUAAUUUAUGAACUAAGACUAAAGAAUAAAAAAUCACAAAUUUCGCAAUAAGCGAUU